GGCUGUGGAAGCCCUCGGACGCGGCCAAGCCCAGGGAAGGGGCCCGGGCUGGCAUUACCAUCUCCAUUACACCUGCGCCGCCCGAAGAAUACUCUGCCGAGGGGACAGCAGAGCGAGCUGACAUCUAGCCAUGGCCAAAGAAAUUAACAGCCUCGUGGGCGGGGGAAACGCCCGGGAAAUGCAGGACUAUGAGGGGAAUUCUGCUGAGGAAAAUCUGAGCCGAUGCUGUGAAGUGUUAGAACUGAACAAGGCAAUUCAAAAGCAGCUCUUCUCAAUUCUCAAUGAAACAUCCCAAGGAGCAUUUCUUAAUGUUUGUAUUUUUAGAGGAUUGUGCAGCAAAAUUAAAAGGCUGUCUCCUGCCAAGUAUAUAUGUACUGCUUCAGGAAGUGACAACCUCAAUCAGGAGUCAGCUGAAGGAGAGCUACAGCUGAGAGAUUUGUCCUGCAAACCAAGGUGUGAGCUGCAAGAGCUGGAGGACAAACUAAGUGAAACUCGUGUGCAGAUCAACCAGAUGGAACGAGAUCUGAAGGCUUCCCGGUGCCACUUAAAGAGGCUAGAGGAACUAGAUGAGUACGAGCAGAAGAUUGAGAACUUGCGGGAUGAGAUUGCUAUGCUGGAUUGCAAAAAGUCUGUUAUCCAGAGCAGACCCUGCGUGAGGCCCUGUCCUCCCAAGUGCCGUGCCCUUUGCCCAAGGCCCUGUACACCUCCCCGGAUCAGGCGGGGCAGCGCUUCACACCGUGCCUGCCUCAUAGCUCGCUAUAACUUCAUUUACGCUAAAGAACGCUUGGAGGCAGAGUGCAUUUUGAGGCGAUACGUCUGUAACUUGGAGACGGUGCAGAGGAUAGUAUACAUUGCAUGUGUGGAAUCUUUCCGUGCGGCAAAGAUGGCCUUCUGGAGGGUGAAAAUAAACGUAAAAGACACUUUAGGUAUAUGUUUCAGAGGGGGACCUACGUCACUUGAAGUUGCUGUCCUGGACUAUAUAGCUUGCCACAAGGAUCUGUAUGACGUUUGUUGCAGUGUCCAUGAAGUAGUUUGCUGCAUGAACAGGAACCCAAAGCUUCCAUGUCCAGGAGAACUGGAUUUCGUUGUGAUCAGCAAUUUGAUUCGAGAGGUGUGCUGUUUGGCUUAUUCAAUGCAGACACUCAUUCCUCCUCUUGAUAUUGCCUAUGGUGUUGAUGGAGAAUGCUUCAAUAGGAACAUGUACUAUCGUAGCUUUGACUCCGAUUUCGCAGCUCCCUUUGUGGCCUAUCACGUCUGGCCUCCUCUGGUAGAAGACGGCACUGUUAUUGUGAAAGGAGAAGUAGUCACUAAAAAAAUGGUUAUGUGUCCUCGCAGAUGCAGGAUUAGAAGCAGAAGCUGCAGCUGUGGCCGUCCUCUGCUGUGUGGUGUGCCUCGAAGCCGCAGUCUUUCAACAGUGAGGGUCAGAAGGCGCUGCUAACUGGACAUCUUCCUGCAGUGCAACACAACUGGAUUCAACAACUUUGCUGGUGUCGUUUCUCUUCGGAA
Molecule: messenger RNA, 1506 nt
Organism: Melozone crissalis (California towhee)
Lineage: Eukaryota; Metazoa; Chordata; Aves; Passeriformes; Passerellidae
Gene: SPATA18
Product: spermatogenesis associated 18
Exons: 12
Coding region: 131-1438 (435 amino acids)
Biological process (GO): mitophagy by internal vacuole formation; mitochondrial protein catabolic process
Cellular component (GO): mitochondrial outer membrane
Source: RefSeq, a predicted model, not a curated record